GAGAGAGGUUGGCGCAGACUGUUGACGUCACAGCAAAAACUGUGUUACGUCCUUUCUACGCGACUCGGGCGGGGAAUUUGAGCGGACUGUUUGUUGGUGUCACGCCGUGUCGGUGAUAAACUCUGUCGGGUUGUAAAGUAGAUUAUACACAAGGAUAAUCAGAUAUUUCACCGGGAAAGUGGUCAGUAUGAUGGAAGAAACGCCUCAGAACAUAAUGUCUGAAUCUAAUAAUGUUAACGGCUCUCAGAGAAGAAGAUCCCCGAGGUUUAGUUCACCUCCUCCGGAUACAAAUGACACAAAGAUGGCCUCUGCUGCUGUGAAACGCUCCAUCACUGUGAGGAAGAUAGCACCCAGGAAAACAGUCGCACCGUCCGAGAACAACAAGGAGAACCACCAGGAGAACAACCAGGAGAACAACAAGGAGAACAACCAGGAGAACCACAAGGAGAACACGCCGAGGCGGUCUGAGCGCAGCCAGCAGAAGCUGAAGGUUUCCACCCCGAGUCCUGUCCCGGGUUGUGGAGGCUCCUCUUCGGCCAAGAAGAAGAAGAAGAAGGCCGUUAUUCUGUCACCGAUCCUCCCGUCCCCGCCACCGCCGGCUGUGGUUCAGAGGGCAGAGCUGGUGUCCCACCAAUCGCCGCCAGCAGCAGCAGAUCCAGAGGACGCGGUGUGGUCCCAGAAAGUGCGCCGCUCCUACAGCAGGCUCAGCGACAAGUCCUUCGACUCUCGGGACACCAUGUUCGGCUUUGAGAAGCUGCAAACACCCGAGGUGUUCCGGAGAGUCGAGCGGUCCAAGACAGGUCUGGAGGUUUCUUGUGCAUCCUUGCUGUCUGGUGGUCUGAACUCAUUCACAUCUUUGCUUGAGGCGGAGGAUAAUGGUUCAGCAGCUUUCCCCGAGCCGGACCUAAACAUCCCCGGAGUGGUCAUGGUGAAGGAGAAGAGGAAGAGGAUGAAGAAGGUCCAGCAGAUCGGCACCACGGAGCUGAACGAACUGGCUGCCCAGAUGAACGCAGAGUUUGAGGAGGCUGAGGAGUUUGAGUUGCUCGUGGAGUGAAUAAUGUGACUCCUACAGCAUGUUAUUUGUCUCAAAAACACUGACUCUGGAAGGACAACACUCAUCUGUGUGCCUCAUACUCAAAACAUUCAUGUUUUUGUGUAUUUCCUGUUCUUUAUAUUGUACAUUUGAAUUGUUUUGGAGUUUCAUAUGUUUGGUUAAAUGCUCUUGAUGUGGUUAUUUAGGACGUUAUUAUGUGGUCACAUCAUGAUCAGUAGAUUUAGUAAAAGUUAAAGCAUGUUCUUUGUUUUGGUUAUUAUUGAAACAUUAUAUAUGUUUUAUUCACUGUGAUCAAAUAUCUUAUAUUUGUCAUGUUAAAGGGACUGUUUGUAAGAAU
Molecule: messenger RNA, 1391 nt
Organism: Sebastes umbrosus (honeycomb rockfish)
Lineage: Eukaryota; Metazoa; Chordata; Actinopteri; Perciformes; Sebastidae
Gene: cdca5
Product: cell division cycle associated 5
Exons: 2
Coding region: 188-1054 (288 amino acids)
Source: RefSeq, a predicted model, not a curated record